Molecule: messenger RNA, 504 nt
Organism: Gastrolobium bilobum
Lineage: Eukaryota; Viridiplantae; Streptophyta; Magnoliopsida; Fabales; Fabaceae
Exons: 1
Coding region: 1-504 (167 amino acids)
Molecular function (GO): nucleic acid binding
Source: RefSeq, a predicted model, not a curated record
AUGACAGACUUGAAGAUCACACAUCGGUUUGCAUCAGUGGAACAUCCUCAGACCAACGGACAAGCCGAGUCUGCUAACAAGGUGAUUAUCAACGAGCUUAAGAAAAGGUUGUUCGAUGCCAAAGGAAAUUGGGUACAACAACUGCACCUCGUCUUGUGGGGUUAUAGGACAAGCACCCAAUCCGCCACAGAAGAAACCCCCUUCAAGCUGACGUAUGGAUGUGAGGCCAUGAUUCCAGUAGAAAUCGACGAACCAUCCUGGAGGAGGGUACAAAGAUUACAAGGAACUGAAGGUCAAAACAGUGAAGCACUCACUGUAGAACUCGACCUACUAGAUGAAUGCAGGGAGAACGCCAGAUAUAAGAAUAUGAUGGCGAAACGCCUAGUGACUGCAAGAUUCAAUAAAAUGGUCAGACCUCGGUCGUUUCAGAGCAACGACUUGGUGCUAAGGAGAGCGGACAUCGGCAAUAAGAAUGCCAGAGAUGGAAAGCUCGCCGAAAACUAG